CGUGGGGCGACCCCAGGGGUGUUUCAUUCGCAGCACUUUGGAAGCAAAGGGCGCUUCCUGUAAGAUCGCGUGGAGGGCGCUCCUCCGGGUGGAAAGAUACCGCGGGAGUCGAGGGACGGAGCCUGGGGGCUGCUUCCGCCGAUCUCGGAGGAGGAAAGAGGAGGGGCGGGCUGCUCCUGAAAGCUCUCGGCGGGCCCCGCCGCGCCGCUCCACAGUGGCGGGAGGGAGGAAGGGAGGGAGCGAAGGGGCGUGAUUUGGGGAGCAGUAUGGAACCCUCGGCCGACUGGCUAGCCUCCGCCGCAGCCCGGGGCCGGGAGGGCGAGGUGCGGGCCCUGCUCGAGGCCGGGGCGCUGGCCAACGCACCGAACCGUUACGGUCGGAGCCCGAUCCAGGUCAUGAUGAUGGGCAGCACCCGCGUGGCGGAGCUGCUGCUGCUCCACGGCGCAGACCCCAACUGCGAGGACCCCGCCACCCUCACCCGACCGGUACACGACGCCGCCAGGGAGGGCUUCCUGGACACUUUGGUGGUCCUGCACCGAGCCGGGGCGCGGUUAGACGUGCGAGACGCCUGGGGCCGCCUUCCCGUCGACCUGGCUGAGGAGAAGGGCCACCGUGACGUCGCCGGGUACCUGCGCGCGAACGCAGGGAGGACCGAAGGCGGUAGCCACGCUCGCUCAAACUCUGGAGAAGAUCCCGCAGACAUUUCCAACCUUCAAAAUCAUUGAAACACAGAGAUACUGCAACUAUGUGAAAAUUUGAAAAAAAGAAGCACACCACCACCACACCAAAUUCUUCCCUGGGUUGCCUUUUAGAAAACUUGGAACUGCUGGUGUUCCCCUAUGGCGCCACGGGUUAAGGAUCUGACAUUGUUAUUUCAGCGGGUGGGGGUUCAUGCUGUGGGGUGGGUUUGAAAUUCCUGGCCGGGAACUUCCACAUAUACAGCGGGCAAGGCUAAUGGGGAACAAAAAAUUGUCAUAUAGAUUUGCUUUCCCCUUCCUUCGAAUUUACAUUCAUAAAAGGGUU
This is a messenger RNA of Phacochoerus africanus (Common warthog), 1023 nucleotides long. Its product is annotated as cyclin-dependent kinase inhibitor 2A-like. Lineage: Eukaryota; Metazoa; Chordata; Mammalia; Artiodactyla; Suidae. The record is from RefSeq and is a predicted model, not a curated record. Gene Ontology annotation, cellular component: nucleus. Gene Ontology annotation, biological process: regulation of cyclin-dependent protein serine/threonine kinase activity; negative regulation of cell population proliferation. Gene Ontology annotation, molecular function: cyclin-dependent protein serine/threonine kinase inhibitor activity; protein kinase binding. The transcript has 3 exons. The coding region runs from base 267 to 725 and encodes 152 amino acids.